AAAUACAAAUUUUGAAUCAACAGAAAUUGUGCAAAAAAAAAAAUCAACAGCAAUUGCUCAUUUUUCUUUCAUCAAGCGCAAUAGUCUCUGGUUUUAUUUUAUUUUAUUUCCUCUCCUCCUCCUUGUAACCCGAACAAACUUAGCCGCCAGGGAUGACUGGACAUUGGCAACGACUUUAUUAUGAAUGCUAUCGUUGUUGUCUUUGCUCUAGAAGAGAUACCCAGGGGCGAAGUUUUAGAGAGAGAGAGAGAGAGUUUCCCAAAGUUAGAGAGAGAGAGAGAGAUGUGCACGUUAGAGAAGCGAGGCAACCUCUUCAUUUUAACACUAACCGGCAACGAUGAGCACAGGCUUAAUCCUACCCUAAUCGACGCCAUCAGAGCCGCUCUCCACCGUGUCCGAUCCGAGUCCACCACACCCUCCGCACUCAUCACCACCGCCCACGGCAAAUUCUUUUCCAACGGGUACGAUCUCGCCUGGGCCAAAACCUCCGGCGGUCCCACCACUACCAUUGCACACCGCCUCCGACUCAUGUCCACCAAAUUCAGGUCGCUCGUCAACGACCUCUUCUCGCUUCCCAUGCCGACGAUCGCCUCCGUCUCCGGCCAUGCCUCAGCCGCCGGCUACAUCCUCGCGCUGAGCCACGACUACGUCCUCAUGAGGAAGGACCGGGGCUUUCUGUACAUGAGUGAGGUGGACAUUGGGCUCAACAUUCCGGCCUGGUUCGUGGCUGUGGUCAGCUCCAAGGUCGGCUCGGGUAUGGCUCGGCGCGACGUUGUUUUGAGAUCGGCGAAGUUGACGGCGGAGGUUGCCGCCGAGAUAGGUAUUGUCGACUCGGCGCACGAUAGCGCGGAGGAGACGGUGAAGGCUGCAGUGAGAUUGGGGGAUGAGCUGGUGGCCAGGAAAUGGGAUGGACACGUGUACGGUCAGAUUAGGAGGAUUUUAUUUGCUGAUGUGUUGCGUUCCAUUGACUUUGACGAGUCUAUGGAAGAUGCGAUUGCGAUUGCCUCACGACUUUAAUUUA
This is a messenger RNA of Cornus florida, 1021 nucleotides long. RefSeq names its product enoyl-CoA delta isomerase 1, peroxisomal-like. Gene Ontology annotation, biological process: fatty acid beta-oxidation. Gene Ontology annotation, cellular component: peroxisome. The transcript has a single exon. Bases 181 to 1017 code for a protein of 278 amino acids. NCBI's taxonomy places the organism in Eukaryota, Viridiplantae, Streptophyta, Magnoliopsida, Cornales, Cornaceae. Gene Ontology annotation, molecular function: delta(3)-delta(2)-enoyl-CoA isomerase activity; enoyl-CoA hydratase activity. The record is from RefSeq and is a predicted model, not a curated record.